AUGACACUAAGUCGAGGGAUUUCAUUUGUCAUCAACUUCAACUUAGACUUCAACACUUCGACCAUCACUCCGUUCCGCACUCAGCGGUGGCCCAAGCACAUUUGCAAGUUCCGCAACAUGUCGGACACCAACAAGGCCGUCGCAGCGGCGUAUGCGCUUGAUGUGGGAGCCUUAGGCUCUAUGGAGCUGCCUCGCGAGCUCCAAGAGCUCCCCUUCCAUCCACUACGCGCAGCAGCCCAAGGACCCCGGGCUCCAGAGAGGCCCAUCGCCGUCGACAUGGGCACCGGCAACGCCCCGCGCAUCAUCGACGGGUGGCAGUCCGCCCUGUUGCUGGAAUUUCAGGUGCGGUGUGUUAAUUUGCGUGGAGCUUACAUGUAUGUUUGUGUGUUUUGA
Messenger RNA from Phytophthora sojae, 393 nucleotides. RefSeq lists its product as hypothetical. The coding region runs from base 1 to 393 and encodes 130 amino acids. Lineage: Eukaryota; Oomycota; Peronosporomycetes; Peronosporales; Peronosporaceae. The record is from RefSeq and is a predicted model, not a curated record. The transcript has a single exon.